Pneumocystis murina B123 is the source of this 2037-nucleotide messenger RNA. RefSeq names its product glutamine-fructose-6-phosphate transaminase (isomerizing). The coding region runs from base 1 to 2037 and encodes 678 amino acids. Lineage: Eukaryota; Fungi; Ascomycota; Pneumocystomycetes; Pneumocystales; Pneumocystaceae. Gene Ontology annotation, molecular function: carbohydrate derivative binding; L-glutamine:D-fructose-6-phosphate transaminase (isomerizing) activity. The record is from RefSeq and is a predicted model, not a curated record. The transcript is spliced from 11 exons. Gene Ontology annotation, biological process: UDP-N-acetylglucosamine metabolic process; protein N-linked glycosylation; fructose 6-phosphate metabolic process.
AUGUGUGGGAUUUUUGGUUAUGUAAAUCACCGUGUAAAGCGUGAACGGUCAUAUAUUCUUAAUGUUUUGUUGGAAGGUCUUUUAAAGUUAGAAUAUCGUGGUUAUGAUUCUUCUGGACUUGCUAUUGAUGGAGAUAAUGAAGGAGAAGUUCUUGUUUUUAAAGAAGUUGGGAAAGUUUCUGAGCUCCGUAAACUUGUUCAAAAGGGGCUACAUAAUCUCUCUAAGACAUAUUUAUUUCAUUGUGGUAUAUCCCAUACUCGUUGGGCAACUCAUGGAGAAUCAAAUCGUUUAAAUUGUCAUCCUCACAGAUCAGAUGAUAAAUAUGAAUUUAUGGCUGUUCAUAAUGGAAUUAUAACAAAUUUUAGGGAGCUUAGAACAGUUUUGGAGAUGCAAGGUUAUGUUUUCGAAACAGACACUGAUACUGAAUGUGCUGUUAAAUUGGCUAAAUAUAUUUACGAUACAAAUAAAAAUAUAGAUUUUGUUACCCUUUCAAAAAUGUUGAUUAAAGAGUUACAAGGUGCAUUUGCUUUUCUUAUUAAGAGCACUCGUUUUCCACAUGAAAUUAUUGCUACAAAAAAGGGAUCUCCUCUUAUAGUUGGUGUCAAAACGGAAAAAAAUAUUAAUUCUGAUUAUGUAGAUGUUGAAUUUUCGGAUAUCAAGGAUAUUUCGUUUGAUGCUAUAAGUGAAGAUGUUAAUUUUAGAUGUAAUCAAUCUGGAGUAUAUGUAAAUGAUAAGGAGUUUUCUACAUCUGCUGAAUUUUUUCUUUCUUCUGAUCCUUCGUCUGUUAUUGAGUAUACUAAACGUGUUAUUUAUUUAGAAGAUGAUGAUAUCGCACAUAUUCGUGAUGGUAAACUUCGUAUACAUCGUCUUCAUCGUGAAGAUGGUGAACUUCCUAUUAGAUCAAUUCAGACUUUGGAAAUAGAACUGGCAAAUGUUUUGAAGGGAAAUUUUGACCAUUAUAUGCAAAAAGAAAUAUUUGAACAGCCUGAAUCAAUUAUUAAUACUAUGCGCGGCCGUAUAGAUUUUAAGAAGAAAACUGUUACUCUUGGAGGAUUGAAGACAUACUUGCCGAUAUUAAGAAAGUGUAGAAGGAUGAUUUUUAUUGCAUGUGGGACAUCAUAUCAUUCUUGUUUGGCUACUCGUUCUUUAAUGGAAGAAUUGACAGGGAUUCCUGUGACAGUAGAAAUAGCAUCUGAUUUUCUUGAUCGUCAAUGUUCUGUAUUUCGCGAUGAUGUUUGUGUUUUUGUAUCUCAAUCUGGAGAAACGGUGGAUUCCCUUUUAGCUCUUCGAUAUUGUUUAGAACGUGGAGCGUUAACUCUUGGUAUUGUGAAUGUCGUUGGCUCAUCUAUUUCAAGAGAAACACAUUGCGGUGUGCAUAUUAAUUGUGGUGUUGAAAUUGGUGUUGCUUCUACAAAAGCGUAUACCUCGCAAUUUGUUGUUAUGGUUUUAAUUGCUUUGUCUCUUUCUGAAGAUUCUAUUUCGAAAAAAGCACGUCGUCAUGAAAUUAUAGAUGCUUUGUCAUAUCUUAGUGAUCAAAUUCAAGAAAUACUUGCAAUGAAUCUUCAAAUAAAGAAAUUAAGUCAGGAUGCACUUCUUAAACAUUCUUCUUUGUUAUUGGUUGGUAGAGGCUAUCAACAUGCAACUGCUUUGGAAGGGGCGUUAAAAAUAAAAGAAAUAUCAUAUAUACACUCAGAAGGUGUUCAAUCUGGUGAAUUAAAGCAUGGUGUUUUAGCAUUAGUCGAUGAAAAUUUCCCAAUUAUUAUAUUUAUGACUAAAGAUAAGUUUUAUCCAAAGGUUCGAAGUACUGUUCAGCAAAUAUUAUCACGUAAAGGAAAACCUAUUAUUAUUCUUAGUAAAUCAGAUACGUCAUAUGAGGAUAUGGAUAAUCGAAUUGUUCGUGUUCCAGAAACUGUUGAUUGUUUACAAGGUAUAUUAAAUAUUAUUCCAUUACAAUUGAUGUCUUAUUGGCUUGCUAUAUUUCAAGGGUAUGAUGUUGAUCAUCCUAGAAAUUUGGCAAAAUCUAUUACUGUUGAAUAA